UAUUAUUGCUUUGAUCAAACUGAGAAACAUAUCGUUUAUAAUGGACAUAAGCAGUUUGAUUUAUCUAUAAACCCAACCAUGGCUGAAGCAUUAAAGACUGUCAUCUCCCAGAGUACAGAGUGUCCAGUAUGUCUUUCUACCUUCACCGAUCCCAAGAUCCUGUCUUGUUCUCACACUUUCUGCAAGACUUGCCUGGACAACCUCUUAGAGUGUCAUGGUAACUGCCAGAUCCGAUGCCCUGUCUGCAGAGCUGUAACGCAGGUCCCAAACCAAGAUGUCGACAGACUACAGGUAAAUCUUGCUUUGAAGAGUCUAAUAGAGGAUAUGAAGGGCCAUCCUCAGAUUUGCACAAAUUGUAAAUCCGAUGAGAAACCCGAUGCCGUUGUCUACUGCCAAGACUGUGGCAAUUAUCUCUGCACCUCUUGUUUUAAUACGCACUCUCAAUGGGAAGGCUUUAUCGAUCAUGAAGUCAUUGCCAUGAGUGAGAUCUCGUCAGGAAAGGUUUCAGUCCGUAAAUACCGGAAAUGCAGGAAACAUCCAAAAGAAGAUGAGGGUUGCUUCUGUUCCAGCUGCAGGAGAUUCACAUGCUUCAGGUGUGUUGUUAUGGAACAUAAAGACGAAGGACACAAGGUCAUCGAGGGAGCAGCUUACGAGGACAAACACAUGAAGGGUAUCGAAGAACUUAAAUCAAAGGUGGACAAGAAACAAUUAUGCUUUCAGAAGUACAUUGAUUUCAUAGAUGAACAGACCAAGAGUGUUGACAAUGCCAAGAAACAGUGUACAAGUGACAUCAACAAAGCAUAUGAUGAUGCAGUCCGGCAGUUGUCAGAGAAGAGAGAAAGCCUGCUAAGAGAAGUCAAGGAAACGACUGAAGGAGCAGAGGAAGAACUGGAAAGCAUAAAGACCACGGCUAAGAAGUACAUCAAUCAGUUGACGACCAUGGCUGAAAUGGUAACUAACAAAAUAAAGAUUCCAUUAGAUAUGGAUACUUUGGCUGCACACGACACUCUGUGUGAAGAAUUGCGAGAGGUCUUUGAUCAAAAGGAUCCUGACUACGAGCAGCCGAAGAAAUCGGGCAUAAAGGGGAAAAGUAUUAAUUUCGAGAGAAAUGCUGGAGUUGAUGAGCUAGGCCUUGGAAAGAUUGUGCAUGUAGUUGAAAAGAACGUCGCCUUGCCCACUAAUAAAACCUUUGAUGAAAAAGACGUUUCUUUGUGCACUAAUACGAUUGUUAAUGUAAAGAACGUUGCUUUGCCAGCUGAGAGUAGCAUGAAUGUCAUGGUUAGUACACCAGACGGUAGAAUGGCAGUAGGAUGUAAUAAAGGUGGCAUCUCCAUCUUCUCUCCUGAUGGUCAGCUUCAGCGGACAGUUCUUAAGGAUGUUAAAAUUUAUGGGGUAGGGUUCCUCUCUGAUGGUCGAUGUGUUGUGAUGGAUACUUCAAACAACAUCACACUGUACACACCAGAGUACACACAAUUGAAUGUAAUGUUUAAGACUGUAAGUCGAUUUGAAGGUUGGGUUUCUGAUCUCACUGUUGAUGGUGGUGAUGAUCUGAUCUAUGUGGGCUACUGGAAUGUCAGCAAGAUCCUGGUAUUUCCAGCAUCAGGUGGGCAAGCAGUCAGGGAGAUACCAUGCAACGGGUAUGUACCAAAUCAAAUCACUAGUUACCAUGGUUCUCUGAUCACUUCAUCAUUGGAUGCUAUCAGAUUGAUAGACAAACAGGGUGCUGUACAACAUGAAUUAACGGAACCGGGUAGCAAACUUUACGCUGCUGUAUCUCAAUGGAAUACAAUCCUGAUAGCCAAGGUGAAGCAUGAUGAAGGCUUGGUGAGCAUUGACGAGUAUACAAAUGAACUAAGGCACAUCCGGAACCUUCUUAAUGAUUACAAGAUUGAGGAGACUGGGAUAUAUUGGUGUUACCUCCAGCAGUACCGAUCGGGAGAGCUCGCUUUCUGCACUUCGGAUAGACUCUAUAUAUUCCGCUUGAAAUAUGUGAUGACAUGAUAUAAUUAUUAUCGCAGAAGAUGGGGGGGGGGGUGAUAUCCACUGAGUUACCAUUUUCUGCUAAAGUAAGCUGCUAUAAUGUAGAAAUACAUAAAACAAUUGUUGGAUCAUUUCUUUCUCGUUUCUCACCCAUAAAAAGCAUUUCGCUGCUUACAACUUUUUGUUUUUAACUUUGCAUGUACCAACCAUAAUAUUUAUCAUGUUUAUCCUCUGUGUGGGGAAAUUCUAGACUAUACUUGUAUGUUUUCAUAAAUUGGAAGAUAUCGUGAUUCUAUGCUGUGAAUCUAGACAUUAUUAUAACGUGUGAAUAUAUAAAUAUUAUUUUCAUGGAGAUGGUCUGAUCAUCACUCUUCGAUAUUUUUCGGAGUGUGAAACACUUAAAAAGAACUUAUUUUAUUUAGGAAAAUAUCACGAAAAAUGCAUAAAACAGCAUAUAGUCAAUGAAUCUCAAUUUUUAUUUUCAGCUUUCCACUUUCUACCUGUAAGAAAUCUCUUACUACUCUCUGAUGUUCGAGUCAAGUAAAACCACUUAACAACCCAACCACAACUUGAAACACAUAUUUUAUGGGAAACCAAAUGUUUCUCUCUUCAUACAUAACUCGAAUAAGAAAAAAAAAAUAUUGCAUUUCAGAAAAUGGCACAAAAAGCCUAUUUAAUGGAUCUCAAUUUUUAUUUUUGAGCUUCCCAAUUAUCAAGCAUUAACUUUAUCAUGUUUAUCCUGUUUGGGGAAACUUUUGUUCUUGUAUUUUAGACAUAAUGUUAUUAGAUAUAUUAUGAGAAAUCAAAUGAUUCUCUAUUCCUAUACAUGUAUAUCAGAUGAUUCUAAUAAUGACUAUGGUGGCAGUGAGGUUUUUAUCAUUGGUAUUAAAGAGUGUGUAUAACUGUUUAUGCGCGCAUUUUUAUGCACAAAUUGGAAUAUAUGUUAUUCUAUGUUAUAGAAUGGAUGGGAAAAUCCCUGCAAUCUGAUUGGUGGAGAGCAAUGCGAGAAUUUUUACUGGGCUGCAUGAGCGAUAUCCCGAUAAUCAAAACGAUGUCCACUGUAAACAGGCUAUCGUCCGAAAAGGUCAUUGUGGUCUAAGGCCGAGUGGUCUAAGGCGCCUGUGUAUGAUAUUUGACUACUAAUGGCCAUGGUGGCGGUGAGAUUUUUACCAUUAAUAUUAAAGAGCGUAUGCUAUACUGUUUAUGCGCGUAUACUUGUAUUUCUAUGCAUGAACUGGAACAUAUCGUUAAUGUAUGCUAUUAUUCUAUCUAGACAUGAUUAUAAUGUGUAAAUAAUUAAAUAUGUAUAUUACCUUCAUCUGAUACAGAAAUUUUCUGAUCUACACUCUUCGAUAUUUUUCGUAAUAGUUCAAUAUGGAACUGCAAUUAUAUGGAAUAACUCGAAUGCGAAACACUUCAGAAAAUGCACCCCCCAAAAAAUAAGAAUAAAUAAGAAUAAAAAAGGACAGAAAAGGCAGAGUCAAUGGAUUUCCCUUCUUUUCUUUUUUUUUAGCUUUCCAGUUAUCAAACAUCAUCCUUAUCAUGUUUAUCCUAUGUGAGGGAAUUUUUAGUUCUUGUAUUUUAGACACAAUGUUAUUAGAUAUAUCGCGAGAAAUCAAAUGAUUCUCUAUUCAUAUAUUUAACUAGUAAUGACUAUGGUGGCAGUGAGAAUUUUACCAUUGCUUUAUUAAAGAGUGUGUAUACUGUUUAUGUACGUAUACUUGUAUUUGUAAUACAUCGUGAUUCUAUGCUGUGAAUCUAGACAUGAUUAUAAUGUGUGAAUAUAUAUAUAAACACAACAAAAAAGUAAGUCCCCCUAAAUCAAAUUGCUGUAACUUUUGAACGGAAUUAUUUUGAGAUACGAUAUUUCGUAGGUGGUUUUCUACACUCAUUAAGCAACUCCUAGGAAAAAAUGAGAUUGAUCGGUUGAGCCAUGCAUGAUUAAUUAAAGAU
Molecule: messenger RNA, 3933 nt
Organism: Lytechinus pictus (painted urchin)
Lineage: Eukaryota; Metazoa; Echinodermata; Echinoidea; Temnopleuroida; Toxopneustidae
Product: tripartite motif-containing protein 2-like
Exons: 2
Coding region: 79-2001 (640 amino acids)
Biological process (GO): protein monoubiquitination
Molecular function (GO): ubiquitin protein ligase activity; zinc ion binding
Source: RefSeq, a predicted model, not a curated record